This is a messenger RNA of Gadus macrocephalus (Pacific cod), 2528 nucleotides long. RefSeq lists its product as uncharacterized. Lineage: Eukaryota; Metazoa; Chordata; Actinopteri; Gadiformes; Gadidae. The record is from RefSeq and is a predicted model, not a curated record. The coding region runs from base 459 to 1292 and encodes 277 amino acids. The transcript is spliced from 7 exons.
CCGCGUGGCUACGCUGUCAGAUGUAAACAAAGAGCUGUAGCCUUCUCCAAGCAGCCAAAUAAACUAUAUUUGAUAACUUCAUUUCGCAGGGAUAAUGGCUUAAUCUUACGGAAUCAUUUGCAGCAACAGAGGUCCCAUGUUGUCAUUGUGUAUAAAUGUCUGCUUUGGCCAUUAUUAUCAGGGUUGGCGUGUCAAAUCGCAUACCUUGCACGUCAACGCGGGGGACAACAAUCUUUAACGCUUUCAAGCAUAACAUCCACGGAAACCUGUUGGGACGAAUUUGAUACAUAUCCGUUUCCAUUGCGAUCUUCAAUCUGUUAAAAUAACUCGUUUGGUUAACUAUUUUGAUUAGUUGUUCAGUAAAGUAAACUUGGACAUCGGACUGUCACGUGACCCAGAUAGCCUCUCGCUCAAAAAAUGGUUUCAUAUCUGCAUUUGCAUUUCUUGACCGUACGAAAAUGAAGUUCUCGCAACUUUUUGGGCGACUUAAAUCUGUAGUUAUUGGAAUGAUUCAUGUCCAAGCCAUGCCAGGUACGCCUUUGAAUAAGAUGAACAUUUCCCAAAUUACCUAUGAGGCAUGCAAAGAAGCAGAGAUAUACCUAAAUUAUGGGAUUGUAAGUAGAUGCAUUGCACUAAGAAUGGAUGGCUUGAUCAUUGAAAACAUGCAUGAUAUCCCCUACUCCUUAUCCGUGGGGCCCGAAGUGUGUGCCUCCAUGACAGCAGUGUGUACCACUGUGAGGGGCCUCUGUCCUACUCUGCCCCUUGGAAUACAAAUACUGUCUGCUGCUAACAAACCCGCCAUAGCUGUGGCUCUCGCUUCAGGUCUAGAUUUCAUGCGAGCCGAGGGCUUUGUGUUUUCCCACGUGGCGGAUGAGGGCCUUUUGAAUGCAUGCGCUGGGGACCUGCUGCGGUACCGCAGGCAGAUAGGAGCAGAGCAUAUCCAGAUCUUCACUGACAUCAAGAAGAAACACAGUUCUCAUGCCCUGACGUCUGAUGUGAGCAUAGAAGAGACAGCGAAGGCCGCCGAGUUCUUCCUCUCAGACGGCAUCAUCGUCACGGGGAUCGCGACCGGGACGCAGGCAGAUCCACAAGAACUCAAAGCGGUUGCCCUGAGUGUGAACAUCCCUGUGCUGAUCGGCUCGGGAGUGACGUACGACAACGUAGAUCACUACAUGGACGCAAACGCCAUGAUCAUUGGCUCUCACUUCAAGAAGGACGGCCACUGGGCCAAUCCUGUCGACCAAGAGAAUGUCAGGAGAUUUAUGAGCAAGAUCCAGCAACUUCGAGGAUAAGGCUGUUGGGUGGUACUGACUUCUUAUUUCCCCAGGUUGGAAUGUGUCCAAGUGUUUUCCUUUCGUAGAAAAUGUUAUUGUCUUAUAAGUUAUGCCUUAUCCCCACCUACUCCUGUAUUACCUUUAUCACAAUUCACUGCAAGAUGCUAUGGAUACAAAUAACACUAAAUAGUAUAAAUUGUUUUUUUCACUUUAUAUUUUCUCAAUAAAAUGACACCCAGGCCACAAUUUAAAAAACAAGAUUUAUUCGAUUUUUUUUGUACAUUUUUAUAAAUAUUCACAAAUACAAAACGGCUGUACAUAAUACAAUUUCAUACAUUAUGUAAAGGCUUCAAUGAUGUAACAUGUUAAAAAUAAGAAUCCACUGAAAAGUAUAAAAUGGUAUACAUUCUGUAAUCUUUAAUCAGAAUUCAUUUUAAUUGCAAAGACGUUUAAACAUUAAAAUGACAAGUUAUGUUUCUUCACAUAUCAUCAUUUUUGUUGUUUUGUAUGUUUGGUAUGAAAAGCGCCUGUAACGCAUAAUCUAAACACAUCAUCUAAAUGUAAGGCACACAAUAUGAUACACAUUAAAGAUAAUGAAGAACUAUAGUAUCAACGUUCAACUUCUAACUUGGAUACCGUUCACACUUAAUUUUUUCCUAGUGACUAGUACUAUAACUACUUAAUCUGAACAGCUAUAUGAGAAUUUGAUACUGUAGCAGGAUUUGUACUGAAUCACACAUUUCUGCUUCCACUUCUCAGACCUGAGCAAGAAGAAGAGUGUUUCCUCUGCAGCGUGGCUCAUACAAUGUUCCCGAAAACAUUUGAUGCAUAUGGUGAAAGAGUGAAACUGCCGUGUACCAACAAGAGGAAAACAUGUUCAUGCAUACACAAGGAACGUUUGUGUAAUAAUAAUUUUUGGUAACCAUAACCAAUAAAGGUUUUUAGAUGUAAUCUGGCUAGCAAACCCAAGUACGUUCAUGUAAAAAAAUAAAUGAUCCAGCAGUACAUUGAGCGAUUUGCCCCCGGGUCAAGGGUCAAAGCACUGUGCCGGGCCGUAAAUCCACAUGUUUGACACACAAACCCACCCCACCCACCAGGCCAGGGAUCAGGCUUCUAGUAGUUGUAGAGGCGCUGGCCCGGCUGCUUGAAGUAUCCGUAGCGUUUCUCGCUGGGGGAGAAGCGUGUCUUGACCAGGUUCUGCCUGUUGAGGGCGCUGCGGCUCAUCUUGUGGCGCUCCCCCUGGCUCUGGGACCG